CGUGCCGCCUCUGGUCUGCCGAAACCAACGAAGAAGAAGAAGAAGCCUGAUCAUGCGAACACUUCCAGAAUGGGUACCCAAGUGAAAGAUGUCAUCAUUAAGCCUGACGCUCCCAGCACUCUGCUGCUGGACAAACAUGCAGACUACAUCGCUGCCUACGGCUCCAAAAAGGAUGACUAUGAGUACACGCUGUCCGAGUACCUGAGGAUGAGCGGCAUCUACUGGGGGCUGACUGUGAUGGACCUGAUGGGGCAGCUGCCCCGGAUGAACCGGCAGGAGAUCAUAGACUUCAUCAAAGCCUGUCAGCACGAGUGUGGAGGCGUCAGCGCCAGCAUCGGACACGACCCCCACCUGCUGUACACCCUCAGUGCCGUCCAGAUCCUUUGCUUGUAUGAUAAUGUGGAUGCGCUUGAUGUGGACAAAGUGGUGGAGUACAUUAAAGGGCUGCAGCAGGAAGAUGGCUCAUUUGCAGGGGACAAAUGGGGAGAAAUAGACACAAGAUUUUCCUUCUGUGCUGUUGCUACGCUUGCACUACUGGGCAAGAUGGACUCAAUAAACGUCGACAAAGCGGUCGAGUUUGUCUUGUCCUGUAUGAACUUUGACGGAGGUUUUGGCUGCAGACCUGGUUCAGAGUCUCAUGCUGGUCAGAUAUACUGCUGCUCUGGCUUCCUGUCGCUCACCGGUCAGCUGCACCAGGUGAACGCUGACCUGCUGGGCUGGUGGCUCUGCGAGAGGCAGCUGCCGUCCGGAGGCCUCAAUGGACGACCGGAGAAGCUUCCAGAUGUGUGCUACUCGUGGUGGGUUUUAGCAUCGCUGAAAAUCAUUGGUAGGAUCCACUGGGUCGACAAGGCCAAGCUGCGAUCCUUUAUUCUAGCUUGUCAAGAUGAGGAGACCGGAGGUUUUGCCGACAGACCGGGGGACAUGGUGGAUCCUUUCCACACUCUGUUCGGAGUGGCAGGGCUCUCCCUCCUCGGAGACGAACAGAUCAAGCCAGUUAAUCCCGUCCUCUGCAUGCCCGAGGAUGUCCUUCAGAGGAUCGACCUGCAGCCUGACCUCCUCAGCUAGCCCUCUGUCAUCACCAUCACCACCCCACACACACACACACACACACACACACACACACACACACACACACACACACACACACACUCUCAUACACAGCUGCCCUGCUGAACAACCCCACUACCACGGCUGGAUGUCGGGAGCAGAGAGAGGAGCGCCACACAUCUUAGUGUUAGCUGAAGUCUACGGACACAUUCCAGAUGCAGGAUUUGGUCUGUGCUCACUAAGGACAAAAGGAGUCGGGCACAGUUCUGACUCGGUUCCUCCGAGUCUGUCUUUACACCCUCAGCCACUCGUUAUGUUAUCACGUCACUUUUGUUGGUUUUACUGCAAGAGAUGUUUUGAAGUGCGACCUUCUUUACAAAACCCUGAAAUUCAUUAGACAACAUUACUUAGCCUUUUGACUUACUCACCGUGUCCAUGACUGUUUGCAAACUGUUUUGUAAGUCUUUAUGGCUCUUAUCAGAUAGGUGGGAUUUUUUUUAAUUGUACAAUUGGACAAGCAUGAGCAUGUUUGCUCUGUGAUUUCAAUGUUUUUGGGGCCUAAGACACUUGACUGGUUUUAAGACACCACAUCUUUUGUUUUUUUUCGUUUUUGUUGGCGAGUUUUGCCUUUUUCACGCACCGACUGUUUCAAAUAGAAUAACUUCCCUGUUUGAAAAGUGAGUGAAGGGCGAGCUUUCCUCGUCCUGUUUAAACUAGAGCCAUCGUACCACUGUGCUAAAGGGUUAGAACUGGAGAUGCAACACAUGACUUGUUGCAAACAAAGAUAGUUUUGUUAAAAUGACUUCAGUUUACAGUCGAGGCAGAAAAUGUUUUUAGCAGGAAUUGGUUUACGGGGCGGUGUUUUUGUUUGUGAGACCCAGAUGUUAAACACAUGGGGGCAUCGUCGUCUCUGGUCAAGUAUAUUUAACGCCUUAUCCACAGUCUCAGCUACACUAUUUAUUUAAAUCCCUGUUACUCAGCUGUGUUUUGUUACGCAGCUGUGGGCAAAGGGUUUAGAU
Molecule: messenger RNA, 2066 nt
Organism: Anarrhichthys ocellatus (wolf-eel)
Lineage: Eukaryota; Metazoa; Chordata; Actinopteri; Perciformes; Anarhichadidae
Gene: rabggtb
Product: Rab geranylgeranyltransferase subunit beta
Exons: 9
Coding region: 70-1065 (331 amino acids)
Biological process (GO): protein geranylgeranylation
Cellular component (GO): Rab-protein geranylgeranyltransferase complex
Molecular function (GO): Rab geranylgeranyltransferase activity
Source: RefSeq, a predicted model, not a curated record